This is a messenger RNA of Rubroshorea leprosula, 1711 nucleotides long. Lineage: Eukaryota; Viridiplantae; Streptophyta; Magnoliopsida; Malvales; Dipterocarpaceae. The record is from the annotation of a GenBank genome assembly.
CAUUUUAUAUAUUAAAAAACCCAUUAUAAAUUUAAAAACACUCUACAUACAUUUUAACAUGGAGCAUGCUCGAACUUGCGCCUCCUCCGCAAUGGACAAGGUUACAAACCAGUUGAUCCACCGCACCUAUUUUGUCAAAGUACUACACAACAUUAUAUUUAUUCAUUUGGAUUGAGCCGGCGGUUUGAACGGUUGAACCGGUUAAACCGGUUAAACCGGGAACCGGAGGCCAAAACGGUUUGACCUCCGGUUCGGUUUUUAAAACUUUUUGUACCUGAUGUUUGUACGUUUAAUUCUUUGAUAAAAGGUCUGUGCUUGACAAGAAACCAUGGCAGCGCUAUGGAAUUGUUUGAGGAGAUGAAGAACAAAGAAUGCCAGCCUGAUGAAUAUACUUACAAUAUGUUGAUUGACAUUCUGUGUUCUAGAGGGAAAAUGGAAGAGGCCUUAAGCUUGCUCCAAGAAAUGGAAUUGAGUGGGUGUGCUAGGAAUGUUGUCACGUACAAUACUUUGAUUGAUGGAUUUAUUAAAAACAAGGGGAUUGAAGAAGCAGAGGAGAUCUUUGAUGAAAUGGAGCUUCAAGGAGUUUCAAGAAAUUCAGUGACCUAUAACACCCUUAUUGAUGGUCUUUGCAAGAGCAAAAAGGGUAGAGGAUGCUGCACAGCUAAUGGACCAGAUGUUAAUGGAAGGGCAGCAGAUGUUGUGCAGACUAUGACUUCCAAUCGGUGCGAGCCUGAUAUUGUUACGUAUGGAACCCUGAUUGGGGGACUUUGUAAGGCAGCACUAUUUAGAUGGAGAAGAACUAAUGAAGCCAUGAGACUUUUCAGAGAAAUGAUGGAGAAGGGUGAUCCACCAGAUGCUGUCACAUAUAAGAUUGUUUUCUGUGGGCUCUGCAGUGGAGGUAGACCAAUACAAGAAGCUGUUAAAUUUGUGGUUGAGAUGGUUGAGAAAGGAUUUUUACCGGAAUUCUCAUCAUUCUAUAUGCUAGCUGAAGGACUAUGUGCUUUAUAUAUGGAAGACACCUUGGUAAAACUUGUUGAUAUGAUAAUGAAGAAAGCAAACUGCUCGGACAGCAAGGUUUCCAUGAUAAGAGGCUUUCUUAAAAUUCACAAGUUUGAAGAUGCAUUGACCACCCUUGGCAGCAUUUUGGACGGCUGAAAACCCAAUAAAACUUUCUGGUCAAGAUGAAACCACACUCCCCUUGUUGUUUGCUUUUGCCUAUACAGAUUCGUCAUUUGUUACUCACCAAAUGCCAGUGCACUUGGUAAUCCCUUAACGGUGCGGUGUUAUUCUGCUUACUGCAGAAAUUUUGGACAAUGGAAAGUUCCCUGCUGUUGUACUCGAAACUCAUCAACAUAUAUGCAACAAUAAUGGUUUCCUUUCCUAUCUUGAAGCAACAUAUUUCAUCUUCUACCUUUACUCCCUCUUCUUCACUAUUCUUAUAAAUCAGUAAGUCGAGUAAUUUAUGUAAAGAAUACUUCUGGUCCUUCUGGAUUGUAGUCUUGCAUGUAGCCAAUAUGAUCAAUCAUGAACUAAUGUUUUUCCCAGGCCAGAUUCUGAGGAUUUUGUUCCUUAAUAUGAGUAAUGCGUGCUUGCUGCUCCAGAUUCUUGGUUCUGCUGACUCAAAAUUCCACUACCAUCCAAGGUUGAUGAUUAUCAGUUGAAUGUAAUCAUGCAAAAGCUCCAAAGAAAUAAAUAAAAAUUUCAAAUUAUG